Trichosurus vulpecula (common brushtail) is the source of this 2388-nucleotide messenger RNA. RefSeq names its product vomeronasal type-2 receptor 26-like. Gene Ontology annotation, biological process: G protein-coupled receptor signaling pathway. The transcript is spliced from 6 exons. The record is from RefSeq and is a predicted model, not a curated record. Lineage: Eukaryota; Metazoa; Chordata; Mammalia; Diprotodontia; Phalangeridae. Gene Ontology annotation, molecular function: G protein-coupled receptor activity. Bases 1 to 2388 code for a protein of 795 amino acids. Gene Ontology annotation, cellular component: membrane.
AUGGCACACAACUGGAAAAGGCGGCUGCACAAAAACUACCAGCAAGUCUUGGCUCUGGAGUUUGCUGUGGAGGAGAUCAACAGGGACCCUUACUUGCUUCCCAAUGUUACCUUGGGAAUUCACCUCCACAACACCUACCAUAGUGAUGCCAGGACCUUGGAGAGCUCCCUGAGGUGGCUGUCAGGGAAAAGUCAGACCAUCCCUAAUUACACCUGUGAGGAGAAGUACAAGUCUGUGGCUCUCAUUGGAGGGGCCACAUCUGCAUUGUCGGUCCAAAUGGGGAUGCUCUUGGAACUCUACAAGUUCCCACAGAUUUCCUAUGGUCCAUUUGACCCCAGCUUGAGUGACAAGGUCCAGUUUCCUUCACUCUAUCAAAUGGCCCCUCAGGAUUCUUCCCUGCACGUAGCCAUUGUCCGGCUGCUGUUGCAUUUUGAUUGGACAUGGGUGGGACUGAUUGCUCCAGAUGACAUGAGAGGAGAAAAAUUCCUUGGGGAUAUGAGAGAAGAGAUGAGACGGCACAAAACCUGUGCAGCCUUCACAGAGAAGAUCUCUGUCAGUGACAGACGCCAUGCAGACAUGUAUGUUGCUAUUUUACUAAGGAUUGCAGAAUCAUCUGCCAAAGUGUUUGUGGUCCAUGGUGAUGCUGAUUCAUUAAUGAUCCUAAAGAAUUCAGUUCCUUUUUUUCAUGUGACAUGGAAGCUCUGGAUCAUUACUGCUUACUGGGAUGUCACCAUGACACCUCAUAAACAUCUGGGUGACUCAUUUCAUGGGGCUUUAUUAUUUUUACAUCAAACACACGUGAUUCCUGGUUUCAAGACUUUUCUGAGGACAGUUAACCCUGCUAAAUAUCCUGAGGACAGUUUCCUUCAGAGUUUCUGGUCUUCAUUUUAUGAGUGCCCAUUGGAAACCACAGAACCAGCACAAGAAGCAUGUUCCCCAAAUGCCUCCUUGGAGAUGUUACCUCUGAAAUAUUUUGACAUGGUGGCAUCUGGCAGGAGUUACACCAUCUACAAUGCUGUCUAUGCUGUGGCCUGGUCCCUCCAUGAAAUGCUCCUUAGCUUGGAGAUGGGAUCUAUGGAGGAUAUAAAGAACCUUGUCUCUCAACCAUGGCAGCUCCACUCCUUCCUGAGAAGCAUCCAGUUCAACAACACUGUUGGUGACCAGGUGGUUUUGGAUGAAGAAAGAAACCCUAUGGCCAGAUAUGACAUCAUGAACUACUUGAUCUUGCCUAAUGAAACUGAAGUUCUGGUGAAAGUGGGGCAGUUUAUACCCCAGGCCCCACCUGAUCAAGUUUUCUCUAUUUGUGAGAUGGUGAUACAGUGGAGCUCAUUUGAUGAAAAGGUUUUCAAUUCUGUGUGCACUGAGCUCUGUAGUUCUGGAUUCAAGAAAAUUGUUCGGGAGGGAGAGCCUAUCUGCUGCUUUGAUUGUGCCCAGUGCUCAGAGGGAGAAAUUUCCAGUAAAAAGGAACCUGACCACUGUGUGAAGUGCCCAGAUCAUCAGUAUCCGAAUCAAGAGAGAGAUCUCUGCCUUCCUAAGAUAGUAAGCUUUCUUGCCUAUGAAGACCCUCUGGGAUUAUCUCUAGCCUGUACAGCUGUUUCCUUCUCCUUCAUCACCAUGGUGAUUCUCUUGGUCUUUGUGAAGUUUCAGGACACUCCUAUUGUCAAAGCCAAUAACCGGGACCUCAGCUACACUCUCCUCAUCUCCUUGACUCUCUGUUUCCUAUGCUCUUUGCUCUUCAUUGGCCAGCCUACCACUGCAAUCUGUCUUCUUCAGCAAACAACAUUUGGAAUCGUGUUCACUGUGGCUCUUUCCUCAAUCCUGGCCAAAACGAUGACUGUGAUUCUGGCCUUUAAGGUUACAAGACCAGGGAGCAGGAUUAGAAGGUGGGUCCAGCCUAGAAUGUCCAACUCUCUUGUCCUCAUCUGCUCUAUGAUCCAAGUGACAAUCUGUGGCAUUUGGCUGGGGGCCUCUCCCCCUUUCCCAGACACAGACAUCCUAUCUGAACCUGGCCACAUUAUCAUUGAGUGUAAGGAAGGCUCUGUCAUUGCCUUCUACUGUGUCCUGGGCUACAUGGGUGUCCUGGCUCUGGGGAGCUUCAUGGUGUCUUUCCUGGCCAGAAACCUCCCUGACACCUUCAAUGAAGCCAAGUUCAUCACUUUCAGCAUGCUGGUGUUCUGCAGUGUCUGGAUCUCCUUCCUCCCCACAUACCAGAGCACCAAGGGCAAGGCCAUGGUGGCUGUGGAGAUCUUUGCCAUCUUGGCCUCCAGUGCUGGCUUAUUAGGCUGCAUCUUUAUGCCCAAGUGCUACGUCAUCCUUCUGAAGCCACACAUGAACACUCUGGAAUGGAUAAAGAAUAAAGGAGAUUCUAGAGCCAGGAAUCAUUCUUAA